ACAAAACACUCUCCAUUCGCCCCGGUGUUGUUAAUUCCCGUUCCGUUCGCUAGAAGAAACCUGUGAUAAAUGGCUCAUUCGUUUGCAAAUGAACAAACGGAUUCUACUAUUCCGCUAGGCGCAAAUAAAGGCGGACCCCAUGGGCUCGGCGAUCCGGAAGACCGUCGACUGCGGAAAGUGGAGCUGGAGGUGCUGAUUCCCAAAAUAAUGCGGGAACGUGCUAAAACAGAGAAGUGUUUGACGGAGGUGAAGGCAUUCGAAGAUUGCUGCAAGGGUUCCGGUUUGUUCAUGGUAGCCAAAUGCCAAGAACAGAACGAUGCCCUCAAAGCCUGCAGCCUGGAGUGGUACCGGAACGAACAGUUUAAGAAAGAAUGCACCGAAAUCUAUCUGGUGGAACGAAGUGAAUUCCGAAGAACAGGGCUACCGAAAAAGUUUCGAAAGAAUAAUGCUACUGAUCAGUAAGAACGUAAACUGUUUUAUUUUGAUUUAAUUCACGAAAAGAUGGUGAUGAGACAUAAAACGCGUUUUGUUUCUAUUGGUACUAUACGUUAUGAAGUGUUCUAUUAGAGAAUAGGAAUAAAAACUUGUCAUGUAUAAUUGAAGUCAGCCAGCUUUAAACGUAAUUACCCCUAAAAUCUUUUUUGUUUACUGAUUUUUCUCCUGGCGACAAGAUCUGUUGAUUUUCUAUGCUUUCCAAAACACAUUUUGUAACAGCAAAAUAAAACAGGGAACAACAAUGCAGCGGCUACGAACAUGUGCAUUAUAAUAGCAUCUAACGAGUAGUAGAUAUGCCAGGGUAACUUUGCUCCAUACGAACGAGUAUAUCCCUUAGAACCGUUUUCGAUUACAUUGAUGAUCGACCAAAGAGCCAAAUCAAGCGGUUGCUGGGCACGAUUGUUGAAAGCUUUAGCUAGCACUUGAGCAUUUUGCUUUCU
Molecule: messenger RNA, 935 nt
Organism: Anopheles moucheti
Lineage: Eukaryota; Metazoa; Arthropoda; Insecta; Diptera; Culicidae
Product: COX assembly mitochondrial protein homolog
Exons: 2
Coding region: 70-462 (130 amino acids)
Source: RefSeq, a predicted model, not a curated record